AUGCCCUUUGUUCGAAACAUUCACAACCGACGAACAACACGUCAAAGACACAUCAACCCUCAUAGAAUCCUCGCCACCAGCCUCCUCCUUCCAGCGCUCGCUCUAGCCGAUGACGAACCUACGUCCUCAACAGACCAAGUCUCCGAACCUUUCGUCGACCAAGUAACGGGUCUCACAAUGGAGCGCUUCUUUGGUGUCCGAACCUCCUUCACAUUUGCCCUCGCCUUGCCCGACACCGCACCUGCAAACGGAACAGCCGGGUCCUUCAUCGGACAACUACAAUUUCCGUUAGCCAACGGUGAAGGAUGGGGAGCGGCUGGUUUAACGGGAGAUAUGGAAGGAAACUUCAUCCUCGCUGCAUGGCCUGACGGAAAAGGAGGAGUCAUGGCGUCGUUUCGACAAGCGAUCGAGGAGGACAACCCAGCGGAAGUCAAAGGAAACUUUAAAGUAAGGCCGAUACCAGAUGGAGUCUCAGUCAACGAGACGUCGUUGCUGUACACAUUCCUUUGUGAGAGCUGUCUCGACAGUACACUCGGCCUCGGUCCCGAAGCUGCUGUUGGUAAUGCGGUUAUGGGCUGGGCGCUGUCUGAGAGGCCUCCGAGGGGAGACCCCUCAAACCCUGGUGCGUUCCUUGGCUUCCAUGAGAGGGGCUUCGGGCCUUUCACUGCGCGUCUGGCGCAAGCCAAAACAGCCGGCUUUGAUGCCGUUGCAGCUAAGGCACUCGCUCCAGUAGGCGACUCUGGAAGCGCUGUGGCGACAGUACCCAACGCGUUUCUGGACGGAGGCAGUGAUGAUGAGGAUAGCGGUGAUGAGGGAGCUGGAACAGGAAUCGGAGUCGGAGGUGGCAAUGAUGUUGAUAGUGACUCUGGCGAUGAGUCGGGGGAUGAAGACGAUGACUAG
Messenger RNA from Fusarium fujikuroi IMI 58289, 900 nucleotides. RefSeq lists its product as uncharacterized. NCBI's taxonomy places the organism in Eukaryota, Fungi, Ascomycota, Sordariomycetes, Hypocreales, Nectriaceae. The record is from RefSeq and is a predicted model, not a curated record. The coding region runs from base 1 to 900 and encodes 299 amino acids. The transcript has a single exon.